AUGUUGAAUCAGCACCUGAUCAGCACCGGCGACUGGCGAGGGUUUUUAACCAGUCAUUUAAUUAAAAUGACGGUGUUUCACGACGAGGUUGAGAUAGAAGAUUUUGAGUAUGAUGAAGAAACAGAAACAUAUUAUUUCCCUUGUCCAUGUGGUGACAGAUUCGCGAUAACGAAGGAGGAUCUUGAGAAUGGUGAAGAAGUGGCCACCUGUCCGAGCUGCUCACUAAUAGUAAAAGUAGUCUAUGAUAAGGAGCAGUUCAUGUGUGAAGAAGUAAUUGAAGCACCAAAAACGUCAGACAACAAACUAGAGCUGGCCCAGAGCUGAGACAUCGACACGACGACUCCACCUGAUUCUUUGCUCUGAGAAUGGACUUAAUACUUAAUAUGCACGUCUUUUCACAGUUACUCACUACAUAUGCAGAUCUUUUGUGUGGAACCUGACUGGAUAUUGAUACGUUUUGCGCCAAGAUUUUGCACAUGAAGUACUUUUCGGUUAAAGCUAUUUAUUU
Molecule: messenger RNA, 508 nt
Organism: Rhinichthys klamathensis goyatoka
Lineage: Eukaryota; Metazoa; Chordata; Actinopteri; Cypriniformes; Leuciscidae
Gene: dph3
Product: diphthamide biosynthesis 3
Exons: 3
Coding region: 1-324 (107 amino acids)
Biological process (GO): protein histidyl modification to diphthamide
Molecular function (GO): metal ion binding
Source: RefSeq, a predicted model, not a curated record